GCCAGCUGUGCGCAGUGGGUUUAUGUCAUGUGGACCCCAUGAUUGAUCUUCCUGUAAUAAUUUUAUACUCAAACCUCAAUAAUGUCGGCGGCUUUCUCCGUCGCAUGACCAUUGAUUCUCAAACUUCUUUUUAGCUUCUUCUGUGUAACUCUCAAAGGGAAGCAACCUUGUUGAAAUAGUGAUCGUCUGAAAGUGCAGAAACGAUGAGUGUAAAUGGAUUACUAGUAUUGCCUGAUGAGAAGGGUAUUGGAUCACCUCAACGAUCCAACAGUGUUGAUAGUUUAAAGGUUGAAUCUCCGACGAGAAAAGGUUUUGGUUUGAAGAAAUGGAGAAGGAUCAGAAGAGAUGGUCCUGUGAAGGAGGAGGUUACUACACCUGGUGAUGAUGAUGGUAGUAAAUUGCUGAAGCGUGGGUUGACUGGUUUGGUGAAUCCUCCUUUGAAACAUGUGGACUUGUCUUCUGUUGAAGCAAGGCAGAGUAGUGAAGGCUCUGUUGGAUCUGUGAAUAUGGCGGUGCCUAAUCAUCAUCAUCUUCUUCCUGGUGUAGCAAAUGGGUUUAGUGUCGAUCCAGGUUUUAUGUUUAACGUAGGCCAAGGUUUUGAGAAGAGUGAAGAUCAUAGUGGUAACUCCGUAGCUGCAAAGAAUGUAGUAGUAGGAGGAGGGAAGAUUGUUUCAGGUAGUCAAGGGAAGAUCUGGAGAGAUACCAUCAAGAAUGCAAGCCAGAAGCCUUGUUCAAGCAUGGAUUCUGACUUGAGAAGUAGUGAUUUUGUGUUCUCGAGUGCUGCGAAGAUUCACGGAGAGAAUGAAGAGAGUAAGGAAGUCCAAACAUAUAGCAGAAACCAAAACGGGGAAGAAGAUGAAAAUGGAGAUGAUGGCUGUAAGAAAAACAACCAUUACUGCGCAGACAAGGAUCAAAUUGCAGAUUCUAUCAGAAGUCUUGCAGCUCUGCAUGAUGCUCUCUGCCAAGAGCUUAAAAGUUUUCAGGAGCUCGGUAAUGAAUCCAUACCACUACAUUCCAACAUCGAUGAAGUCAAUUCAUCAGACAAGCCAAGAAGUGAAAAUACUAGUGAAGAGAAGUCAACAUCAUCAGGAUCACAGGUACUGAUCUUGAAGCAGAAGAUAAAACAUCUCCAACACAAACUUGAGGAAGCCAGAGCUGAUCUAGACGCAAAGGAAGCCAGGAUCCAAGAACUUGAAUACUCAAAGAUUGAAUCUGAACUUGAAGGCAUUUUCCAGAGAAAGAUCGAAGCUGAAAUCCAUCACUUGGUGCUCACAAGAUCUCUGAGUUCACCACUACAACUACUCAAAGAACAACCGACCAAGAUACAUUCUCUGACAGAAGAUCCUGAACCAAACCGUGGAAACAUCUUGAGGAAAACAUGCAAGUCCAGUUUCUAUUUCUUGACACAGUUGAUCUUGCUCGUCUCCAUACUUCGGUUAUUGGUCCUCCAAUGCUCUCCUGCUUCACGUUUAGUUAUACCAACUUGAAAACAGUCUCUAGAUCUCAUUGUUCAUGUUGUGUUGCCAAACAUUUUUGAUUUCUUCAGAUUUUCAAUUAAGAAUCCACAACAGAUACUAUAUGAAACUGUGUCAAAAUACAC
Eruca vesicaria subsp. sativa (arugula) is the source of this 1600-nucleotide messenger RNA. The record is from the annotation of a GenBank genome assembly. NCBI's taxonomy places the organism in Eukaryota, Viridiplantae, Streptophyta, Magnoliopsida, Brassicales, Brassicaceae.